Molecule: messenger RNA, 4185 nt
Organism: Phasianus colchicus (ring-necked pheasant)
Lineage: Eukaryota; Metazoa; Chordata; Aves; Galliformes; Phasianidae
Source: RefSeq, a predicted model, not a curated record
CACACCGUGCUCUGAUGGUGCUCCCAGCUGCAGUCUCUUGUGGUUUACAAGCGCUGCUGGGGCUGCAGGUUGGAGCAGCUGAGCUCCUGCUCCAGAAACAGAUGUGAGGAAGCAGCAGCAUGGAGCUCAAGAGAGGAAAGACCUUCAUAAAAUGCAGUGUGCAACACGAGAAAGUGCCACCAACACACACCGCUCCUACAAACAGAGAUGACGUGGGCAAGGACAAAAGGGCUCUGGAGGGAAAUCAAAGCGUAGCCCAAGUCCAGCUGGCGUGUUUGGCCACGCACAAGAACUACAGAUUCUCCAGCAGAGCAGCAAGGAGCGGGGCUGGUGAGAACAGCCUGGAGAAGCCUUCUGGGACCUCCUACAAACUCGUGAGGAAGAGUAAAACCCACGACUGCGUUAGUGAGGCUGACAGAAGCGAGCGGUGCGGCCCCAGCAGCAGGGCUUGUGAGGAAGGAUUUGCUGCAAAGGGCAAGGGGAGGCUUGUCAAUAGCGUCAGCUUUUCGGGGGUGUCCAGUUCCACCAGUAAGAAAGAGUGUGUGGUCAACUCCAGCCCGCCCGCCUGCAGCAGCCAGAUGAUCGAUUACAGGAACUUUGUGCCACAGAUGCCUUUUGUACCGGCUGUUGCAAAAACUAUUCCCAGGAAGAGGAUAUCCCUCAAGAGAUCGAAGAAAGGGCUCAGAGAUAUAUUUCACAUAAAGAAAAGUAAACCAGAGAGCCUCACGUUCCUGGUUGAGAAGGACAAGAAUCUGUCCUCUCCAGGCUGCAAGGGUGAGGUGCCCGGGCAUCUCACAAAGUCCUUUUUCAAAACUGGAGAAACAUUUGCAGCAGACUGCUUGUCCCAAGACUGCUCCGACAACGAGCUGCAGUCUGACUCUUCGUACGACUGCUGCAACGCUCUGUGUGAAGAUGUCGCAUCGCUGAAGAGCUUUGACUCCCUCACCGGCUGUGGGGAAAUCUUUGCUGACGAGAGCUCUGCUCACCUGGAGCUGGAGAGCAGCAAAGAAGUCCUGGUGAGACGGAGCAAGCACAAGGAGAGCCCCGCCAUGGGCUCCUUCCAGGGCGGUGUGGAGCAGCUGGCCUCCCCCGGCCAGAACGAGGCCGUUGAAUUUGCAAAGUUUUGGGACAACAUUAACAAAUCAGUGAGGCUGCAUCAGAGCACACUGUUUGAUAAGAAGGUACUGAAGGUUCCCGGUUCUGAAAGGGGAAAAGCUGGAGGCCAGGUUGCUGCACCUGCCGCAAGCCCCCAGACACCGCCUGAUAAAGAUGGGGACAAUUCCAAAGAGAGCUCCACAGAAACUGGAACACCAAAAAGUGACAACCAGGAAUCCAUAUCCACAAGCGAUGAAGGCUACUAUGAUUCAUUCUCUCCUGGACAAGAUGACGAAGCGAAGGAAGCUCAGACCCCUGGGGUCCCAGGCAGGUUUCCAAGAGACAGCUACAGUGGAGAUGCCCUUUAUGAACUCUUCUAUGACCCAAACGAAGUCAAAAUAAACCCGGUCAUGGAUGAUGACUUGUGUACAUCCGAAAGCAUUUCAGAACAAGCCAUUGAAAUCCCCUUGUCCAUCUACAGCUUUCAUGUUGGAGCUGAAGAAAACAUGGCUUCCCAGCCAGGUAUAGACAUUAUCAGCCAAGGAUUUUUCCACAGCACUUGGAAAGGCAAAGAAUGCUUGCUAAAGCUCUGUGAUACUGAGCUUUCACUAACAAUGGGGAUAAUAAACUGGCUGCGGAAACACGCGGGACUUGUUUCUUCCCCAGACUCUCUGCAGAGUCCCAGAUCGCAGACAGAAAAGUGUAAUGGCUCACUGAUCACUCGCAGUCCCAGUCCAGAGCAGAAAGUUAGCACAGAAGCUCAGCAGGAGGAAAAGAGCCAGGAGGAAUCUAAUUCAUCUCACCUAAGGGUGUUUUUGGAUGAAGGCAAGGCUGCAACCCAGACCUCUUCGGAAAAUGUUGCUGAAAGAGAGUCUUGCACUCACACAGCCAAUGUGGCCUUCCAAGGAAGGACAGGGAGCCAACACCAGGACUCACCUGCAGUGCCUGGCACUGUAGAAACCACCGGAGCAUCGAACUGUGCACCACAGUCACAGGCUAAUGGGGACGACACACAGUCAUCUUCAACUGAGGAUGAGAAGGUGACAAUGUCAGAGGGAUGCCAGAUAUCAGGAGGUGAAAACCCGCUGACAGAAAGUUUGAGCAGACACAGUGGCUCGCAGAGCUCUGAAAACCCUUUGCUAAAUGACAAUCAUGACGUAGAGUCUUGUUAUUCCUACAAGACUGCUGCCACCUCACCCCCGGACCCUCUGGAGAGGGAGGACAGAAGUGAAGUGAUGUACCACUCCCUGUCCAUCUGCGAUGAGCUGCUGCAGCCUCUUGGGCUCGGACAUUUCCAAGGCUACAUCAGCUCCACGCCGCAGGAGAGCAGUGCUGGCAUAGUGCAGCUCUUGGAGCACUGCAUGACACAAGUGGCAUCGUUAAAAAUCAGCUACGACAACAAGCACCUGGAAGACAACUGUAUUGGAAAUGACAUGAACAGUAUUAUCUGUAAGAUGUCUCAAUACAAAAACAAGCUGUUGUUGCAAAAUGAAUGCAACUGCACCGACCAAAAGCCAGAAUAUUGCAAUAUUCCCUGCACAAAUCAAUACAAUUAUGAAACGGGCUUCCAAGCCAGCAGUCUGUAUCAUUUGAAGCAAAAUGGGGAAAAAAAUUGCUCUGAAGAGCAGAAAAGCAGAGCAAAAAUCCUAGAUGAAGUCACUAGAGGCAAGAUCAAUUUUGAAUAUGCCCAGCUAAAUAACAAAGCACUCUCCUAUUUAAAAGACUUCACGUUUGAGCUCAGUGCGGGCGAUCCAGUUCCCACAGCUCUCAGCAGGCCCACAUUCCUACCUCUCCCCGGUGCUCCCGCUGCCUCACCAGCCACGCACAGCCUGCCCAUCGCCCCGCAGCCCUGGGGGGCUGAGCAGCACAGCCCGGGGCCCUGGGGCUGCAUGGCAGGAGGGGCUGCCCUGUGCCCCCGCCCGGAGGCAGCAGCCCCAGACAGCGCUGUGAUGGGGAGCAGCCACCCAUAGCACACCGUGCUGAGAAGGUGAGUGCUCACGGGGGUUGGGAAGCAGCAGGUUGCAUCUGUCCUCUUCUUACCGAGGGGCACCUAUGGCUGCAUGGUCUGACGUGUGCUCGGGGUUCUUACAGUUUUCCAGUUGCUCUUAGCUUUCACUUCAGUGAGGCAGGUAAGAGUGUUUAGAAUGUAAACAUCACUGUUCCCAAACCAGGGAACCUGUACAGCAGCAUCACCUUCACUGAGCCUUACGAAUCCCAUGCAAAAGCUGGAGCUCAACAUUCUGCCCGAUGCAGCAGUCUUUACAACGGAUUGAAGCAGUGAAAACUUAUCCUUUUCCUUCUCCUGGAUCUGUUGUGUUUAAACAAAACCAGGGUUGUGGAUGCCUGGCCACAGAGUGCAGAAAGCACUCACCAAGUCACAAAAUGCUAUUGGUAACUUAAAAACCAGGCCACACUUCCAUAGCAUGGAGACCAAUCUGACCAACCAGCUGCAUGCUGAAAAGGUGCCUUUGGAGGAGGUGUUGGGAGACUGGGGAGGGCUGGGGCAGCAGUAAGAAACAGCAGAGGAGGACCUAGGGAACACCACUGGCCCUGGCUCACCAGCACUGUGACUGCUCCCUGGCAUCUCCAAAGGCUUCUCAAGCAGCAGAAAGCAAGAACAGUGUUUCUCUCUGCAUGAGCCCAAAGCAGCCUUUCAGUUUCAAACCUAGGGACACAGCCACACACUUUGCUUCAUACAUCUUCAUGAAACUGCCCCUCAGCACUCAGAUCUCCCAAGACACGGGAGAAGGGUUUUAGGAGUCUCUCUGCAGAUUGUCAGUCUUCAGUACCCUUCCCUGAGGCAUAAUCCAGUUACGUGUUCAGCAGCUGGUGGUCACAGCUGGUACUGCAUAUAGGCCCAAUAGCUGCAGUCUGUUGCAUCAGUGCACGGGGUGCUGCAGCGUGGCAGCAGCUGGAUGGAAAGCACAAAGCUCACUGUGUCAGGAAUGGCACACAGCUCGGCUGCUGUCACCAGAGUCAGGAGAGAAGGUAAUUGUUUUGCUCAAAAGAGGUAUGCUGGUUUGUGGUAGAGGUCUCUCCAGUGGUAAAACGAAUGGCAUUUUUAAAUAUAGAUGGGAUUUGUGUAUUUGU